This is a messenger RNA of Kwoniella botswanensis, 1767 nucleotides long. RefSeq lists its product as uncharacterized. Bases 1 to 1767 code for a protein of 588 amino acids. NCBI's taxonomy places the organism in Eukaryota, Fungi, Basidiomycota, Tremellomycetes, Tremellales, Cryptococcaceae. The record is from RefSeq and is a predicted model, not a curated record. Gene Ontology annotation, molecular function: transmembrane transporter activity. Gene Ontology annotation, biological process: transmembrane transport. The transcript has 5 exons. Gene Ontology annotation, cellular component: plasma membrane.
AUGUCAGUGCGAAUCGAUAACGAACCGAAUAUGGCAACUGGUUCUGGUAGAUCUUCUUCCGAGGAGACUGCCGUACCUGCUCCACCUAAACCAGCUCAUCGUCAUUCCAAAUUCAGUUUCCAUCAUCAGCCACAUGAGAAAGUCGAUGACGGUUAUGCACAACGAUCGCAGGAUCCCAAUGGGUAUAUCCCACCUAAGGGAAAUGGAGCGGCUGUAGCUCAUGUGGAGGGAUACAAGCGUCAGGAGUUGCAUCGAAGAAAUACCAAAGAGGGUAGAAUCGUCUUACAAGAGGAAGAUGCGCCCGAAGCAUUAGGCUACGCAUGGUCAACAAGAAAGAAAUGGUUGACACUUUCGGUCAUUUUCAUCGUUCAAUGUUCGAUGAAUUUCAAUGCCUCGAUUUACGCCAACGGUGUGGAUUUCCUUCAGGAGAAAUUCGGCGUCUCAGCACAAGGAGCAAGAGUGGGUCAAUGUUUGUUCUUGAUCUGUUAUGCCUUUGGAUGUGAGCUCUGGGCUCCGUGGUCUGAGGAACUGGGAAGAUGGUGGAUCUUACAAUCGAGUUUGUUCUUGGUAAACAUUUGGCAAAUUCUUGCAGCACUUGCACCAAACUUUGGUACCGUCAUCGCUGCUAGAGUACUUGGUGGUUUCUCAUCUGCUGGUGGUUCAGUAACAUUAGGAAUGGUCGCCGAUCUAUACGAUCCAAACGAACAACAAUGGGCCGUUGCAUUUAUCGUUUUCUCGUCGGUCGGUGGAUCAGUCAUUGGUCCAAUUGUCGGUCCCUUCGUCCAAGCAAACUUGAAUUGGGAAUGGAUCUGCUGGACUCAAUUGAUCUUUGGUGGAUUCGUUCAGAUCUUACAUUUCUUCCUUGUACCUGAGACUCGUUCGACCGUCCUGUUGGAUCGACACGCAAGGAAGCUUCGAGCUGAAGGUAGGACCAACGUAUUCGGUCCUAACGAAGUCAGAACAUUCAGAGAAAGGUUCACCGUGAAAGAAGUCUUGCACACUUGGAUUAGACCAUUCGAGAUGUUCGUCAGGGAGCCUAUCGUACUCUGCUGUUCACUCUUGUCCGGUUUCUCCGAUGCUUUGAUUUUCACUUUCUUGGAAGCCUUCGGUCCUGUAUUCAAACAAUGGGAUUUCACCACUGAACAGAUGGCUCUCACCUUUGUACCCAUCGCCAUCGGUUAUUUCAUUGCAUACGCGCUCUACAUUCCCCCUCUCAUGUCUCAGCGAAAGGCACUCAGAAAGGAUCCUCAAGGUACUCCUCCUGAGAUCCGAUUGAAACCUCUUUUAUGGCUUGCCCCACUCGAAUCGCUCGGUCUAUUCGGUUUCGCUUGGACCUCACUGGGCCCCCCUCACACACACUGGAUCGCACCUAUGAUCUUCUCCGCCAUGGUCGGUAUCGCCAACUUUGCAAUCUAUAUGUCCACCAUCGACUAUAUGAUCGCGGCUUAUGGUCCUUACUCAGCCUCAGCAACAGGUGGUAAUGGAUUCGCGCGAGAUUUCUUAGCUGGUAUCGCAGCGAUGUACUCCACACCGUUCUAUUCAAACGUUGGCGGCGAAUCUUAUCGACUGCAUUUGGAAUGGCCCUCUACGAUCUUGGCAAUCAUUGCUGGAUUCGUGACUAUUCCGAUCUUCAUCUUUUACUACAAAGGAGCCUACUUCCGAGAAAGAUCUAAAUUCGCUAUGACUUUGGCAGGUGAGAGACAAGAGAGGAACGUGCAUAGAUUGGAGAAGAGUGAUAACAUGCCCGGAGGUGGAACUACCGUAUAG